Messenger RNA from Helianthus annuus (common sunflower), 1590 nucleotides. RefSeq names its product UDP-glycosyltransferase 89A2-like. The transcript has a single exon. Lineage: Eukaryota; Viridiplantae; Streptophyta; Magnoliopsida; Asterales; Asteraceae. The coding region runs from base 72 to 1430 and encodes 452 amino acids. The record is from RefSeq and is a predicted model, not a curated record. Gene Ontology annotation, molecular function: UDP-glycosyltransferase activity.
CAACCAUAAAAUAUCUUCUUGUCCCACCUCCUUCUCUUUAGUCACAACACACCAGAUUCUCCAGUAGAACCAUGGGUUCACACAUACUAGUGUUCCCAUUUCCUGCUCAAGGUCAUAUGCUCCCUCUCCUAGACCUAACCCACCACUUAGCCACCAACGGUCUAACCAUAACCAUCUUGGUCACACCCAAAAACCUCCCCAUCUUGAGCCCACUUCUCUCUUCUUCACCCAACAUCCAACCCUUGGUCCUCCCCUUCCCACCCCACCCCACCCUUCCCCCUGGUGUAGAAAAUGUUAAAGAUAUCGGUAACCAUGGAAACCUCCCCAUCGUUAAUUCACUGGCCAGAUUAGAAGAUCCACUCAUCCAGUGGUUUAACGCCCAUCUUAACCCGCCUGUUGCUAUGGUCUCUGACUUCUUCCUCGGCUGGUCCCAACACUUAGCAGACCAGCUGGGGAUCCCCAGGAUUUGUUUCUUCUCAUCCGGUGCGUUCUUAACUUCGGUUCUUGAUUACUGCUGUCGGAAUAUCUCGUUGGUUCGAUCACAGGACAUGACAGUUUUUCAUGAAUUGCCGAAUUCGCCUAGUUUUGCAUGGGAACAUCUUCCCACAUUGAUUCGGGCCGGUAAGGAAUCCGACCCGGAAUGGAAGUCGGUUGUCGAUGGUCAUAUCGCGAAUGAGUCGAGUUGGGGAUGGGUUGUGAAUACCUUUGAUGCAUUGGAGGGGGAGUACAUGGAGUUUUUGAAGAAGUUUUUGGGUCACGGGCGGGUUUUUGGAGUCGGGCCGGUUAAUUUGCUUGGCGGGUCGGAUCCUAUGACACGUGGACAGUCAGUUUCGGGUUCGGAUUUUGAUGUGGUUGGAUGGCUUGAUGGGAAAGGUGAUGGGAGUGUGGUGUAUGUGUGUUUUGGGAGUCAAAAGUUUCUUACAAGUGACCAAUUGGAGGCUUUGGUAAUUGGGCUUGAAGAUAGUGGGGUUUGUUAUGUUCUGGUGGUGAAACCGGAACAAGGUGGUUUGGUUCGGGCCGGGUCGGGUAGAGGAGUUGUGAUAAAGGGUUGGGCUCCACAAGUGGCGAUACUGAGUCAUCGGGCUGUGGGUGGGUUUGUGAGUCAUUGUGGGUGGAACUCGGUUUUGGAAGCGAUUUUAGCUGGAGUGAUGAUACUGGCCUGGCCUAUGGAGGCGGACCAGUAUGUUAAUGCUAGGUUGUUGGUUGAGGACCAUGGCGUAGCUGUGCGGGUUUGUGAAGGCCCGAAUACUGUGCCUGACUCGGCCCAGUUGGCUCACAUGAUUGCGGAGUCAAUGAGUGGGGAAAAGGUUGAGAAGUUAAAAGCAAAAGAAAUGAAAAACAAGGCGAUUGAAGCAGUAAAAGAAGGUGGAAGUUCAUCACUGGAUUUGGAGAGGCUGGUUAAGGAGUUGUCAAGUUUCAGCCAGAAGUGAAAAGAUAGGAAGUGGCAAAUAAGAAAGUAUAGGGGCCAUAUUGUCAUUUUUAAUAAGUUUAGAAGGUUCAUGUUUCCUGUUGUAAGUUGUUACAUAUCCUCCAAGUUCAGAUGUCUAUUAGUAACUUCAUAAUAUUACUAAUUUAUGAGUUAAUAAAAAA